Molecule: messenger RNA, 2038 nt
Organism: Hippocampus zosterae (dwarf seahorse)
Lineage: Eukaryota; Metazoa; Chordata; Actinopteri; Syngnathiformes; Syngnathidae
Product: piggyBac transposable element-derived protein 4-like
Exons: 2
Coding region: 316-2031 (571 amino acids)
Source: RefSeq, a predicted model, not a curated record
UAAAACUAUACAAAACUCAGACAUUAUCUGACCCCAACCUCCACUCUUUCUCCAAGAAAACAAAUCUCUCACAGUACAGUAUGUGACCCAACCCCCGCGCGUGAGAACUUGUAAUGAAAUGUUACAAUGUUUACAAAUAAACUUGACCUGACUAGACACCUGUCUUGCUCACACACACACACAGACAACCCCCUCCCCUCCCGUCCAUGGGAACUUGAUUUGACCAGUGCCCAGAUUUUCUCGCAGAAAUAUCUAUAAAUACCUGAGCCUGGAUCAUUUGAGUUUCAUUGUGCAGCAGCAUCUGUCAAUUUCAUCAUGAGCAAAAGGCAUUAUACAGGCCGUGAGAUUCUGGAUCACAUCCUCGAGGAGGGAGAGGCUUUGGAGGAGAUGGAUCAGGCUGAAAUAGAGGAAGACGUGUCUGAGGACGAUUUUGUGGAAUAUGAUCCACAUCCAGAUGAAGACACAUCCGAUCCAGAUGAGGAAGUAGGACUGAAUGAGCCAGAACAGGGCUUUGUUUCGAAGAAUGGGCAGGUUUGGUCCUCAAUUCCAUAUGAAAAUGAAGGCAGAGCAACAUCUGCAAACAUUAUAAAAAUGACCCCUGGACCCACUCGAUUUGCGAAGUCACAUAUUGAAGAUAUAAAGACUGCAUUUCAGCUAUUUAUACCAAGCUCCAUCCAAUCAAUCUUGAUUGAGAUGACAAACCUGGAGGGGAGGAAAGUCUUCAGCCAAAGUUGGGAGGACAUUGAUGGUAUCAAACUUGAUGCCUACUUCGGCCUUCUGCUUCUUGCUGGGGUGUACAGAUCCAACAAUGAAGCCACCUCGAGCCUCUGGGAUGCUGAGUCAGGUCGGAAUAUUUUUUGUGCCACAAUGUCCCUUCAGACCUUUCAUGUCCUGUCGAGAGUCAUCCGCUUUGAUAACCGGGAGACCAGAGUAGCACGGCGUGCCCUUGACAAACUUGCUCCCAUCAGGGAAGUCUGGGACAAGUGGGUGGAGCGUCUGCCGUCCAUGUAUAAUCCUGGGCCAGAGGUAACUGUAGACGAGCGACUUGUCCCAUUCCGAGGCCGCUGUCCGUUCAGGCAGUAUAUUCCAAGCAAACCUGCAAAGUACGGAGUCAAGAUCUGGGCAGCAUGCGAUGCCAGGAGCAGUUAUGCUUGGAAUAUGCAGAUCUACACAGGCAAAUCUGCAAGUGGAAUGGCCGAAAGGAACCAGGGCAUGCGGGUGGUGCUGGACUUGACAGAGGGUCUACGUGGGCAUAACAUCACCUGCGAUAACUUUUUCACUUCUUAUGCCCUCGGCCAAGAGCUGCUGAAGAGAAAACUGACCAUGGUGGGAACAGUAAGAAAAAAUAAACCAGAGCUCCCUCCUGCCCUGAUUGACACCAAAGACAGAGUUCCUCUCUCCUCAAAAUUUGCUUUCACAGAAACCACCACAAUGGUGUCCUACAUUCCGAAGAAGAGGAAGAAUGUCACCCUGAUCUCAACCCUCCACAAGGACGCUGCUGUGAGCAGCAGGGAGGACAAGAAGCCAGCAAUAAUAUUGGACUAUAACCGUUGCAAAGGGGGAGUUGAUGUUCUUGAUAAGGUCACUGCCACAUACACCUGUCAGAGAAAAACAUUACGGUGGCCAAUGGUUGUGUUCUUCAACAUGCUGGAUGUGUCGGCCUACAAUGCGUUUGUGGUGUGGACGGAGGUCAGUACUGGAUGGAACAUUGGGAAGUUCAACAGGAGGAGGCUCUUUCUGGAGGAGCUGGGGAAAGCUCUGGUGAGGCCACAUAUAGAGAGACGCCAGCGGCUACCCCGAGCUCCUGGCAGUGCCAAGUUGGUGAGAGAGCUGCAGGCAGCAAGUAAGGCAGCGACUUCUACAGGGUCUACAGGGCUCCGGCCAGUGGAUGCCAAAGGCACCAAAAGAAAGAGGUGCCAGUUUUGCCCUUCAAACAAAGACAGAAAAACGACGACAACCUGCCACAAUUGUAAAAAAUACAUUUGCAGGGAGCACAUGCAAACAUUUGCUUUCUGUGAUUCGUGCAGGUGAACACACA